AAAUGUGUCAUUUUUUCUUGUUCUCUUUUCCUUUCUGAUAUGAAUUAGUAGUUGCUUCCAAUUACAACUCUUUGAGAUUUUAACUAAUUUUAUUUUUAGAGAGAGAUUUUAAUAGAAACAAUUAAAAAGGAAAAGUGAAUAUAGCAUAUUUGUAGCUUGAUCUUGAUUAUCAUCCUGAUCUGCUUAUUCUGGCUGUCUUUCUCAGUCAGACACAUUUACACAUUCAAUUGUUUUCUAUUAAGUAAAUGCUAAAAUGCAUCUACAGAUAAAACCAGCGAGAAUAAGCAAAUUAGGACAUUCAAUGAUGAUCAAGCUUCAUCACCUAGUAGAACUGACUUAAACAUGUUUGACAACUGCAAUUGUAGAUCCAUAAAAUAACUGACCCAGCUUCAGAAAUUGAAAUAAAUCAGGGAAAUAAUGUAAAUCAGAUAAAUAAUAUUGACUGCUCCAGAUGGCUAUCAGCUGAAUAGGCAUAUUAACGAUAAACGUAUUGCAAACUUUGAAUUAUUAAAUAAAAUCUUCCUCAUAUUUUUACAGCUUUUAUGGUUCAAUCUAUUUGAUCUAUUUUAAAUGCAUUACCAUGUCAUAAAAGGAAUAUUAAAAUUUUAACACAAAAGACACUAAAAAUCCUCAAAUAUACCAUAUAAUAUGCACUAAAACACCCUCAAAUAUGAAUAUUAUAUGCACUAUAAAUUCCUUAGAUAUGCUAUAUAAUCUGCACUAAAAAUAUUUAAAUAUGCAGGAUGAACGUUAGACAUCACCCAUCUAAUAAUUAACGUUUUUUUAAUCCAGACAUAUUUUUUUGGUCUAAUACAUAUUCAUUUUGAAAGGAAAUACAACAGAAAAAAUUCAUUCAAGAAUUGAGCUUAUGUUCAUGAUCUGAAUUAAAAUUGACAGUGAUAUAGAUUUCAAAGUUAGUUUCUGUAAAUCUCUCAAAAAAUACUUAUACCUUGAAAAAAAACUUUCCAACAUGAACAGAGGUAAAAGGAGCAUAUUUAUAAAAUAAUUGGAUAGUAGAUUCUCUAUAUAAUAAAUUAGUUGUUUCCAUUUAAGAUUUCAAAGAUUUACUCUAGUCAGUUCAGUAGUUUUGUCAAGAAUGUUUUUUAAUUUCUUUUGUAAAUAAUUCCUGCUUAGCCGGGGAUUUAUGUUUUGCAUUGAAAGGAAAAAUCCAGCUUGCUUUUUUAGAAGAAAUUGAAGUUUACAAUUUUGGCUUCUUUUUAAGUUUUGCUAGGCUGGAAAUUAGGACUGACGCUGACUAUUUUUGUGUUUCAAAUGAGGUCCCUAUGUUGUUAGUUGGCUAGUUUAUUUUUAUUUUUCCAAAUAAUCAAAAAGUUUCAAAUUUAUGAUAUUCUUCAAACAUGAAAAUUUAUGCCAUAUUUUUAACUAAGCAAAAAUACGCAGAAUGAAAUUUGAACCACCAUACUAUAGAGGUAUGAUUCAGAUAAAUAUUUGAUCAUCGUGAUCAUAAAUGCUAGCAAAAAGAAAAUGCAAUUGCAUACAAAUCCAGGCUCUAAUUAUAAGUGAUUAUAAAGGUACGUUUACAUCUGACACUUUUGUCCCUAAAUAUAUGCCAAGUAUCAGACAGAAAAUCGCUUUGACUGUUUACAUAUUGAUAGAAAUUUACAUCAUGGAUAUGUAUACACCAGUUCUCAAAAUGUACAUACAAGAUACAUUUUUGUGUCCUCUUUCGUUCUGCAUGCAGUUGAUUUUAUCUCAUAUGAUGAAAGCAUCGAAAUGCAAAAUUGUGGUCUGUGUAAUCAUUCUAAAGAUUUAAAGGAUGAAAAAAUGUUCUGUAUGGGUUUGAUAGUUGGUUUUGAGGCGUGAAAAAGUCAGUGCCUACAAUCAAUUAAUGUCUAAACUCAGCAUUCAGUUUUUGAACUUCUGAAGAAUGAAACCUGCUGAUUUUGAACAGUUUUCUUGUAAAAUUGGUCCCCUUAUAUCAAAGCAAGAGACCAAAUUCAGAAAAACUAUUGGUGUAACAGAACAACUUGCUGUAACUUUGUGAUUUGUAGCAUCUGGUAAGUAGAUAUUAAUAUUAAAUAAAAAUUGUAAUUUUUUUUUUUAAGAUUUAAACCACUCUUUUUUAUCACUCUGUUUACGGACCUUAUUGCAAUGGCAGAAAAGUAAACGAAUGACCAACUUUCGACAAGUGUCGAACAAGGUUGAACUUGCAACUAACUGAUGUUUACUUGCAUUGGUAUAGAAGUGUCGACACAUAUAGCUAGUGGCUGAAAUAUUCUAAAAAUUCUUUCCUCUUCACAUUAGCUAUGAUGUUUUCUGAACAUAAAUAUCAUGCAAUAACUGUCAGAUGUAAACAUACCUUAAGUUAUGUUACUUGUCUUGACAAUUAAUUUAAAAUAGAACUUACAGAUAAAUCAAAUUGUAAUUACAGGACAUCAUACAUUAAAGUAUUGCUUUGUAAAAACUAAAUCAAGAAUAGAACAAUGCCAGCUUUAUAAAUUAAAAUAAAAAGAGGUGAAAUAAUUGUGCACAGUUUUCAAUAUUACUAUUUAAAAACAAUGCUUAGUGUUUUUUAAAAUAAAUGUAUUCAAUACUCCAGAUGGUUAUUGGCUGAACCAUACUAAUUUGUUCCCUUUCAUAAAAGUCAAAUUGAACAUUUUUACAUAAUUAAAAUUGAUUGUAAACUUUCAAGGCAUUUAUAAUAUACCAUUUUUGCUAUUUCUAAUAAAAUAUCAUUGGUCUUCAAAUAAAAGAGGAACAUAGAAUUAGUGGGAGAUGGCGUUGUAGUAGUUUUAUCAUUCCGUUCAAAAUCGCUUAUCAUUUUGUUUUUCGUUUUGUAUUUGGUUUCUUUGUCCGAGCUUUAUAUUUUCAUUUAUUUACCAUGCAUAUUUCCGUCCGACAAAAUAAAAUAAAAUGAUCCUCGUGAUUUCGAUUUUUUUUGUUUCUACAACACAUAGAAUGUUGAUUUUAUUUAAACAUAGCAAACAUUCUCUGAUUACGAGCUGAUAAAGACAUUUCACCACUUUAGACACUUGAGGAGUUUUGUGUAUAACUUUAUUGAUGUUAAGAACAAAAAAGAUUGGGGAAAAUGCAGGGAGCGAGGAGAGUGAUAUUUUUUUGUAUAAUGGUCGUAUUUCUGCCAAUUGUUUUGAUAUUGACGCCCCUUUACCUUAGGCAUAAUCUGUUUUCUGAUAUUAAAUAUCCCGUCGCUGAAUCUGACAUCAUCGAAAUGGUCAAUGGCAUUUCUUCAGUUUUCUGUCAGGAACACACAUUAAAAAUGAAUACACCGUUUAAUGCCUUCCAAGCAAAAGGAAAGCCAGUGAUGUCGACAACAGUUAAAAAACAUAUACAAUUAAAAAAGAGUAUGUCUCUGCCUGAUGACACAUUGGAAUAUUGGGGAUUUUUCUUGCCAAAAAGUUCAAAAGUAUAUCUCUCAAUGUGUUCAAGGCAAGAGGGGUCUGCCAUUCUUAUUGUAAAAGGUGAAAAGACCCUAAGAGAUUGUGGCCUAUUGCAGCCAACAAAACUAGGGGGGCAUUUUUCAGCAGAUCAAGGAAGUAUAGUUGUGAAAUAUGUGAAUGCUGAUGUAGUUGAGCAAGUUCAAAGUAAAAGCUCUGGUGAAGAGGUUGUUGAUGAUUAUGAGACUAAUAGUACACAUAACCGCAAACUACCAAAGGACCUAAAGAGUAGGCAGAAGGCAUUAGAAUUGGAAUUAAACGGAGAUAAACUUCAAAGAGAAAAGCGCCAGAUACCAACCAAUUUGUUGGAUGGAGGUAUUGCACAUGGAGGAAAUGCUGUAAACAACACUGAAAACAAUGAGUCUUCGAUGUCCAGUUUUGAAAAUACCCUGCUUACAUGUUAUACUAGUGAAGAAAUUCUUCUUUCCAAAAAGUUUCCCCAUUCAAGCCAAUGCACGGCAACCAGCUAUUUAGAAACUGGUACACACAUGAAAACUACACACGAAAUUGCAUCUGAUGGCUAUUAUUACUACAUAUUUUAUAGUGAUAACGAUUGGAGUCAAAAUGAUAUAUAUGCCAUAUUUGAUAUAUACAAACCGACUUACCAGUACGGUAAUUAUACCAUUGGCUGUAUUAACCAAACAAAUUGCAGUUUUCCUGUUGAGUUUUGGUCAGACGAUAUCAUAGUUGUUGAAGUACCAACAAGGAAUGGAAUUGAAAAUGAAAAUGAUGAUAUUACUAUUUUAACAUCGAUAUGCCAUCCUCGAACAGUUAUAUAUGCCAUUUUUCCAAUAUCUGUUCUAUUUAUCAUUGUUAUGUGUGCUUUUCAGUAAUGGUUCUAAAAAAUACUUCCAUAUUGAUAAUAAUUCAACAAAUAUAGACUGAAAAAUGUGGAACUUUAAAUUAGUAUAACAAGACUGGACUUUUUGUAAUAUUGCUCUAAAUGAUAUAUACUGGUAGAGGAACCUUGACAAUCAUUCAAAAUAGUACAAUUUGUUUGUAAUAAUAGUAUUAUUUAAGAAUAUGUCAAAGGACAAUCAGCUAAUAGUGAAGAAAACAUAUGUUUGUAACAACUAAACAGUUUGUAAUAUAUUUUAGCAAUACUACAGAUUUAUGUGUUUAACAAACAAAUUUAUGAAUCAAAUUAAAAUGUUUUAACUUAAUAAUUUGAGUGAUGGGAAUUGUUUUGAAGUUCUUUUACUAAAAUUGUAACUUGUGUGUUGUGCUCAAUUGAAGGAAAAGACAGAAAUAAUGUAUGGAAAUUUGUUUUUUGUUUUUGUUUGUAUAAUUUCACUAUUUUAUGAGGUUGUACCGUGUAACUCUUUGGCUGUGAUUACUGUAAUGUAGCAUAAAUAAUAAUUUAAUUUUUUAUGUGAGUGGCAAUUCAAGUAUUUUAAUUGUACAAUCCUUCAAUACAAAUUUGAAAU
Messenger RNA from Cimex lectularius (bed bug), 4843 nucleotides. RefSeq lists its product as uncharacterized. NCBI's taxonomy places the organism in Eukaryota, Metazoa, Arthropoda, Insecta, Hemiptera, Cimicidae. The transcript is spliced from 6 exons. The record is from RefSeq and is a predicted model, not a curated record. Bases 3050 to 4249 code for a protein of 399 amino acids.